This is a messenger RNA of Dentiscutata erythropus, 1271 nucleotides long. The record is from the annotation of a GenBank genome assembly. Lineage: Eukaryota; Fungi; Glomeromycota; Glomeromycetes; Diversisporales; Gigasporaceae.
AAAUCAACCGUGCUCUCGAUUCAUACAACAACAGAUACUAUGUUUAAUGAGCAAUAUAAAAUAAUCACUUGUAAUUGGCUAACUAAAGAUUUCGAGCUUCAUAAAAUUCUACUGCUUGUAAAACCUGAUUCAUUAUAUGAAGAUAUUAUUGAAGCAUUAUUAAAGGAUUUGGAAGAAGAAAAAUAUCAAAACUUUUCACAAACUCUUAUAACAUUGCAUGAUAAUGGAGCUAACAAUAAUGGACAUUUGAAAUGUUUAAUACAAGACAGUUUACAAGAAUGGGCUAUAAAAAGCGUUAUUUCCCAAGAAACGUCCGAAAUUAUCGUAGCUGUUGAGAAUGCUACCAAUAAUCUUUGCAGUGUUGUGGAAUUUUUAAAAAAUAUAGAAGUACAAAUAGAAAUACAAAAUAUGCAAACAAUAUUUAGUGAUUCAACAAUUAUUGAUAUCCAAAAUGCAGAAAAAAUCAGUUGUCGUAAUUAUACUUUGAGUGGCGGUUGCAUUUAUCACAAAAUAGCAUUUCUUAAAUUAAUGGAGAAACCUUUUAUACAACUAGUUAAUAAUUACAAUAGUUAUGUAAACGCUUAUAUCAGAAAAAAAGGAGAAGAGUUUAAGGAACUUAUACUAGAUUCUUUACCAUUUGGCAUAUUUUCUAAUUUAUUGCAACUAUUUGAACCUUUAGAGCAUAUAACAUGCAGUGAUUGUGAAAUAUCUAGGGAAAAGUUUAUAGGUUUAAUAGCCAAAAUUGGUAUUAAUGCAGAUAAUAUGCUAAGAGAGCUUCAGUUUAGUGACAAUUUAGAACACAAAAUCCUUAAAUCGUUUCUGACAUCAAUUUCUUCAUUAGAUAAUGGUACAGAUGCUAUGCAGCUAUGCAAGAGUUUAAUCGCUAAGCCGCUAGCUUUAUUUUUAGAUCCACGUCCUAAGCCUGAUGAGGUUUCAACUGCGACUAUAGAAUACGCGCUAAAAAAAUGCCAAUCGUAUUAUUUAGAAAAUAUUUUUUCAGACAGUAUGGAUAAAUCAAUACAAGCAGCAAAUAAAGAACUGGAAUGUUAUACUAAUCGUCCACAACUAUCUUUAGAUGGUGAUAUUAAUCCGUAUGAGUGGUGGCAAGGUUCAAAAAAAAUGCUUCCUGGAUUAGCUGCUCUUGCGAGAGAAUAUUUGCCUACACUAACGGUGGAUAAAGAAGUUCCAAUAAACAAUCUGGAUAAACUUUUAAGAACUUAUAAUAACGAAGAUAUGGCAGAAAAAAUAGCAUUUUUACAAUAUAAUAUGAA